Molecule: messenger RNA, 909 nt
Organism: Suillus fuscotomentosus
Lineage: Eukaryota; Fungi; Basidiomycota; Agaricomycetes; Boletales; Suillaceae
Exons: 5
Coding region: 210-866 (218 amino acids)
Source: RefSeq, a predicted model, not a curated record
GUAGUCCAAAACAAGGUCCCUCCGUGGACCACCCUCAUGGAGCACUUUCCCAACACGUGUCUAAAGUUUCUCGUUUGUGUUGUUGCAGAGCCCCGCUAAGCGCCAGUGCCACAGUAGCCUUUGUCCCAGUGGCGAUUGGUCCACAGUACUUCACAAUUACUGUAUAUAAACCUGAUGGACCCGUACGGUACUACAAUACUAUUCGGAACAUGAGCAAGUUGACCCCACAGCUGUCGCUUCUUAGUAAUUUAAGCGCUCUGUCGGCAUCAACCACAAGAGAGGAAGAGAACACUGCGUUUGUCACCGAGCAGUUUCUCCCCCGCAAGCAAGACGCCGUGUUUGGUGAUCCAUUUGUGUUCCAAACGUCAGCAACCAAUCAACAUAUCCGGGCGAGGCUGAUCUUGCUCUCACCAUUCCCAUCUGAUACUGCUCCGUUGGCCAAAUCGGUAGCAUAUCUUUCUAGUCGUUUUGGAUCCAUCAAGGCCGAAGUUUUUCGUACACAUGGCGCGGAGAACCACUUUUUUCGCCUCCAUAUCUUCGCAUGCUCAGCCGGUGUGAAAAUCACAUUACCCCCCACUUUCCGGGGCAUUGUCUCUAUCAACGACUACGAGGGCCUACGUCGUCGGAGGCAGAUUCGUUGUGGUCGUGCCUUCAACGAGCGAAUGCGCCGGGGAUUUAUCAGGCUUGGCUCCUGUGCGCUUGAAAAUGAUGAUGAAAUUUUCAUUCAUGCCGAGGGAAAGAUCGAGUUAAUGGUGAGAACGGAGUGUGAUGUCAAUGAUAGGGUUUGGACUCGGAUGGAUCGUGGCAUGCGAAAGAUUUUGGAACGGCGGGUGGGCUCUGGACUGAGCUUUGGGCGCUGCAGGUAGAUGUCGAAGAUGCUAUUGGUAGUACUUGCACUAGCGAAUGUUU